Messenger RNA from Erigeron canadensis, 1869 nucleotides. RefSeq names its product BRCA1-associated RING domain protein 1-like. Gene Ontology annotation, biological process: positive regulation of transcription by RNA polymerase II; double-strand break repair via homologous recombination; negative regulation of fatty acid biosynthetic process. The record is from RefSeq and is a predicted model, not a curated record. Gene Ontology annotation, molecular function: ubiquitin-protein transferase activity. Lineage: Eukaryota; Viridiplantae; Streptophyta; Magnoliopsida; Asterales; Asteraceae. The transcript is spliced from 10 exons. Gene Ontology annotation, cellular component: plasma membrane; BRCA1-BARD1 complex; BRCA1-A complex. The coding region runs from base 162 to 1622 and encodes 486 amino acids.
CUUAAAUAAUUUCUAAUUACAAUAAUAGUAAUAAUAAUAUAAUACUGAUAAAAAAACUCGGAUCAUCAUCACCAUUCCAUAUAUAAAAGAGGUAAAUCUGUACACGAGUUUGUGAAUUAGUUGGAACUGCUUAGCUCUUCAUUUCUAGUGAUAGCAAAGAUAUGGCAGAUAGCAAUUGCAGUGAUCCAAACAGAAGGCGUAAGAAUCAAGUAAAAUAUACUUCGCCAAAGAAACGUGGUGAAAUUGGUCGCUAUGUGGGAAAUCUGGAGUCAAAUAGUAGAAGGGCAUCUGGAGCUAAAAGUUUUGAAGCCAAAAGGCAAAAGAAAACUGAUGAUCGAUCACAUGAUACCAAUGAUUUGGCCUCCGGAGAUGUAGCUACCGCCAGCGGUAAUUCUGAUACCACUUUUGAAAAAAAAAAAUCUUGUAAGAACCCAUCUGUCAUUUUGAGCAAGUUGGAUUUGAAAAUGAGUCCAUGUGCCUUUUGCCGUUCUUCGGAGAAGACUGAGGCAAGUGGACCAAUGUUAGCAUAUGCCCAAGGGAAGGAAGUGGCGGGCAAUGUGGCCAACUUCUCCAAGGUUAUACAUGUUCAUGAAAGGUGUCGUAACUGGACUCCUCGAAUUUUUUUCAAGGAUGGACUUAUCCAGAACUUAGAAUCAGAAGUGAGAAGGGCUAACAGGCUAAAAUGUAGCCGGUGUACUAAAAACGGAGCUGGUCUUGGUUGCUACAUGGAAACUUGCACAAAAACAUACCAUGUGCCAUGUGCAUUGGACAUUUGCAGAUGGGAUAGUGAUGACUAUUUGAUACUGUGUCCAAUCCAUACAUCGUGCAAAUUUCCAACAGAAGUAAUUUCAAAACCCCGGAAGCAACGCAUUAAGAGCAAAAAAUCUAAUAAGAAUUUGAGUUCCCGCACAACAUUGUUGGAUGCUGGCAACGAUUUGGUGUUUUGUGGUUCAGAUCUUUCCUCAGAUGAGAAGUUAUCUCUUGUUGAACUUGCAAGUAGUAAUGGGGCAGUAGUAUCAAAGUACUGGAGAGAUAAUGUCACCCAUGUCAUUGCUGCUACAGAUUCAAAUGGUGCUUGCAUAAGAACAUUGAAAGUUCUGAUGGCCAUUUUGAAUGGCAAAUGGAUUGUUAAUAUGCAAUGGGUAAAUGCUUGCAGGGAAGCAGGACAUCCUGUGAAAGAAGAACCGUAUGAAGUUCAGCUAGAUAACUAUGGCUGUUCUGGCGGUCCCAAAGCAGGGAGGCUAAGACUCAAAAAUAAUGUUCCAAAACUUUUCAACAACAUGAAGUUUUACUUUGUAGGAGAUUUUGUAGAAGCUUAUAAGUCUGAUUUUACAAUUUUGAUUACAACUGCUGGGGGCAUAGUUAGCAAGACCAAGGAGCAACUACUGUCAUCACUUAGUUAUGCAUCUACAGGUGUGAAAGUGAAUCAAGUAACUUUGGUCAUUUACAAUGCUGACACUUCAGAUUGUUCUUUGUUUCAAGACAAAGAAACCACUAAAUCUCAAAGAUUAGCUUCAGCACAGGAUAUAGCUCAAGAAUAUGCGGCUCAUGUCGUUGCGCAUACUUGGAUUUUAGAAUCAGUUGCUGCUUGUAGUUUACUGCCUUUUACAUCAAGGGCCUGACAAGUGACAAUAACUCAGUCUUAAGGUGCCUGGAAUGUAUGUUGUAUCAUUUUUUGGGAAGCGUCUUUUUCUUACCUUUUCUUGAAGACAAUAGAUACAAUUUAUGAGCAAGCUAAGGGAGCUUUUGUUAGAUGUUUUGUCUUGUGGACAAGGUUGGGCUUCUUAAUCUUGUGAUCGGUUAUAAAAUGAAGCAUGACUGGAAAAGAAUGAUAAAUUUUAUCAGUAUGUUUUGUGAGUUUAGUGUAAA